This is a messenger RNA of Coregonus sp. 'balchen', 1922 nucleotides long. Lineage: Eukaryota; Metazoa; Chordata; Actinopteri; Salmoniformes; Salmonidae. The record is from the annotation of a GenBank genome assembly.
CGCUACUCUCGCGAUGUCUCGUAUCAACGCGUUCACUUGCCGUGACGUAAAUCGAAUAUUGUCGGUGCACAGCUGGCAGGCUUGGCAGCCUUCUCCACACCGUUUACAUAGAAACAACAACAUGACAAGUGAGUAUAUAGCUAUAUUUUUAUUUACUAUGUAUUAGCUACUAAACUAAAGUUGUUUGUUGGUAGCUAAGCUAGUUACGCAUCUCGCUUUGCUGUUUCAAGCAAUGAAAUCAGAGACCAUCAAUGCUAGGUAGCUAACGUUAGCUAGCUAUGUUUGAACUGGAUAAGUAAAAAAGAAAAAAAAAAGCUAGCUAACUAGAAAGUAUAGUGCAACAUGGCUUUCUGUUACCAUACACGAAUUUGUUUUAGUGCCAUAAAAUGUAUACCCUUUUCCAUUGUUAACUGGUAAGGAUCUGAUUUGUAGUUAGCUCGCUAACUAGCUACGUUAACUGACGUUAACUGACUAGGCCCGUGAAGUGCCACGCACAAUAACAAACCCUGCUAAGCAGUGGCCUAGCGUUAUGCUCCCUCUCUCCCGAACGUACAUUAUAGAUUAAACCAUUAUUUUCGUUUUCACUAACUAUUAGGUACACUGUUGUAAUUAUCUAGCCCGUUCAGUUACCAAACUAUCAAUACAGGGGCUGGUUUUAAUUGAGUGUUUUAAAAUUAAGACAUUACAUUUUUGUCAUUUAGCAGACGCUCUUAUCCAGAGCGACUUACAGUUAGUGAGUGCAUACAUUUAUUUUAUUUUAAUUUUAUACUGGAAUCGAACCCACAACCCUGGCGUUGCAAAUGCCAUGCUCUACCAACUGAGCUACAUCCCAUUAGCAAUGACUUUGCAACAGUCCCUCACCUGGGUCUUUCAAAUCGAUUUCUUUGCAGGGGGGAAUCAGCGUGACCUUGCUCGUGCUAGAAAUGCCAAAAAGCAAGGGAAUGACAAGGGAAAGAAGGCUGAUGAUGGCAUGUCUGCAGCUGCGAGGAAGCUGAGGUAAGUUAUUCGUUUUGGCUUUUAGGAAGUUCUCCUGGUACACAGGUGAGAAUCUUUCACUGAAACCAGGACCAAUUUUUUUUUACAUGCAUUUCUUUUUUAUUGAACAGAUUGUAUUUGGUUUGACUAUUUUGUUUGUCUUCCUUAGGGAUGCAGAGAUAAUGCAACAGAAGCAGAAAAAAGCCAAUGACCCUAAGCCGGCCGAUGAGAAAGCCAAAUAGCAGCAAGAUCCAGAGCUCAAUCACGACUAUUCUCAGAUACCAAGAUGUUACCCAUUAUUGAAAGAUGACCAGUUCUCUUUUUGUCCCCAUAAUCUGGGGUUCAGAACCAGUUUGUAAUAUUUUGUGGUGGAGGUUGUACUGUAUAGUUUGGGAAAUGAAUGGUUUUGAAUAAGGACUAAUGCGUAAGCCUAUUUCAAUACACAGGUCUAAUGUUAAUCAGUAUUUACAAUGUAAAGAGCAGGAAUUUCAAACUCCACUACUUGGAAUUACAAAACAAUAUUGUAUUUUUGUAUUCCCUCAUCUAGAUUAAGUAACUCAACUAGUGGUUGUUUAUGGUUUAUAUACCAUGUUUAUUGCUUUUAUAUUGAGGAUGGGCAUAUGCAGUGCUGUAAGAUUAAUCAAAUAAACAAAUGAAAGAUUCAAUCAAACAAAUCACACACCUCUGUACAGAAAGUUUAUUCAAUUAAAACAUUAGCUGAUAAAUACUGUAAGCACCUCAUUGUAAAAUGUGAUAAUUUCUGCAUGUUUCUAACCACAGCAUUAGCAAUGUAGUUUCGACUGAGCUAGCACAACUUCAACUGUGCCUUUCUGAAUACAGUAAAUUCCUGAUGUGUACAACAGGUAAGUGCUGACUAUUUAGGUGCAGUACACAAAUCCCAUUCAUUAAACAUCUCUGGAGAUCUACAGUGGGGAGAACAAGUAUUU